Messenger RNA from Penicillium nucicola, 369 nucleotides. RefSeq lists its product as uncharacterized. The record is from RefSeq and is a predicted model, not a curated record. NCBI's taxonomy places the organism in Eukaryota, Fungi, Ascomycota, Eurotiomycetes, Eurotiales, Aspergillaceae. The coding region runs from base 1 to 369 and encodes 122 amino acids. The transcript has a single exon.
AUGACUCGAAAAAGCCUAUCUGAUUUGAAAUAUCCGCAAAGGUCCCAUCCGCACUUCAGCGUUGACGAGGCUAAGAGGCGGAUACGGGAGCGGCAACGCCAAAAUAGGGCUCGUCGACGAGCAGAGAGGGAAACUAAAGAAGAGCGGGUUGUUCCCCUAGAGGACCGACCAGCUCAGUCCCGUCCUGAGAUUUCGGAAGAGGAGGGGCUAAAGACAUGUUCUAAUUCCAAUGAGCAUGAAAUAAGCAUCUCUAGUGGUUUGGACCGCGCGAUUAAUAUAAGGUUUCUCUCUGAUGCAGAUCAAGAUCCCCAUGUCCUUCACCACCGUCGUCUCGAUGCCAUCCGUGCCAAGGAGUACCGCAAACGCUAG